AAUGUCGGCUAAGGAUAUCAUUAUUCUCUCUAUAUUCUUAACAGUGUUAAUAGAGAGAAGCUUUGAAUAUUGCUCUACGGAAGAAAAAUCUAAUAGACAUUAUGGAACUUAUACGUCAUACGAUAAUUCAUUCGAAGAGAGUCAGUUGACUAAUUUGAACAGUAAUGUAACAAUGAUAUAUUUCAUUGGGAGGCAUGGUUCCAGACAGGAAAGUGGUAGUGGAAUUCGAAACUGGAGAAAGUAUUUACCCGAAUUACAAGAAAUAUUAGAGAAAAACCAAUUGGCAGUUGAUGUUUGUAGAGAAGAUAUUGAAUCCAUUAUUAAUUGGAAGUUAAAUAUAAGCAUUAAAGACAGCUAUAAAUUACUAGAAAUUGGUAAAAAUGAGCAAAAAUCAAUAGCGAAACGACUUUUAAUCAAAUUUCCGCGUUUUUUUAAUAAUCUUCGAAAUGUUGAACAAUUAGAUUUUCAAUCUUCAAAUACUGAUAGAACUUAUCAAUCCGCUUAUGAAUUUCUUUCAACUAUUUUUAAGGGUAGAAAUAUUAGUUUUAAUAUUAAAAGAUCGCGUAAAUCAGAUAACUUAAUUAGGUCAUACAAGAAUUUCGAUCCAUCGUAUACGAAGAGAUCUGAAAAGAUUCAAUUAAAAAUUGAGAAUUUUCUCAAGUCUGAUGAGAUACAAGAAAUUUUAAAAUCAAUACCAAUGGUAACAAACUUAAAUUUAGAUUUUCAUCCUCAAUUACUGUUGACUAUUUGGAGGUCAUGCGCAUACGAAUAUCUAUCCUUAGAAUCAUCGCCAUGGUGCGCAGUAUUUAAUGACAAAGUAUUGAAAAUUCUCGAAUUUCUAGAUGAUGCCAGAUACUAUAACCUUCAAGGUUAUGGGCUAUCACCAGCUCAAAAGUCUGCUUGUGUAAUUAUAAGAGAUGUAUGGGAAAAUAUCCAUCUGUCAAAGGCAGGUAUGUAUUUAUUAUUAUAA
Messenger RNA from Dimorphilus gyrociliatus, 970 nucleotides. The record is from the annotation of a GenBank genome assembly. NCBI's taxonomy places the organism in Eukaryota, Metazoa, Annelida, Polychaeta, Dinophilidae.